UCUCCCAUCCUCCUCCUCCCCUGCAUUCCCCGUCCCUCCCGCCAAAAGGGGGCGCUGCGCUCCCAGCUCGCCUUCCUCUCUAUGCUCCUCUCUCGUCUCCUUCCGCUUCCGGGUCGCUCCUUCUCUUCGGCUCACCAGCGGCAAGAUGGUGAACGUCCCGAAAACCCGCCGCACCUACUGCAAGAAGUGCGGCAAGCACCAGCCCCAUAAAGUCACCCAGUACAAGAAGGGCAAGGACUCUCUCCAUGCCCAAGGGAAAAGGCGCUACACAAGGAAGCAGAGUGGCUAUGGUGGCCAGACGAAGCCUAUCUUCCGUAAGAAGGCCAAGACCACAAAGAAGAUUGUGCUGAGGCUGGAGUGUGUGGAGCCCAACUGCAGGUCUAAGAGGAUGCUGGCAAUUAAGAGAUGCAAGCACUUUGAACUGGGAGGAGACAAGAAGAGAAAGGGCCAGGUGAUACAGUUCUAAGCUGCAUCCUACUCAUUUUUGGACCAUAUUAAAGUAUUUGGAAGUGA
This is a messenger RNA of Lagopus muta (rock ptarmigan), 513 nucleotides long. It is a transcript of the gene RPL36A, whose product is annotated as ribosomal protein L36a. The coding region runs from base 146 to 466 and encodes 106 amino acids. Gene Ontology annotation, cellular component: cytosolic large ribosomal subunit; ribosome. Gene Ontology annotation, biological process: translation. The transcript is spliced from 5 exons. The record is from RefSeq and is a predicted model, not a curated record. Gene Ontology annotation, molecular function: structural constituent of ribosome. Lineage: Eukaryota; Metazoa; Chordata; Aves; Galliformes; Phasianidae.